Molecule: messenger RNA, 13111 nt
Organism: Peromyscus californicus insignis
Lineage: Eukaryota; Metazoa; Chordata; Mammalia; Rodentia; Cricetidae
Product: olfactory receptor 1571-like
Exons: 7
Coding region: 167-670 (167 amino acids)
Biological process (GO): regulation of DNA-templated transcription; G protein-coupled receptor signaling pathway
Cellular component (GO): membrane
Molecular function (GO): olfactory receptor activity
Source: RefSeq, a predicted model, not a curated record
GGGGCGCUCAGCCCGGGGUCCGUUGUGGCUGACCCCGCCAUCUUUGCGUGUCUGGCCGCUUUUCUUCUUAGCUUUGGGUCCAGGAUUGCCCCCGAUCUGUGUCGCCGUGUGACUCGCUGGUGCCUGGACACCCAGCGCGAGGGGGCCGCUCACCCGGAAUCCCGAAAUGGGGUUGGUGUCAUUUGAGGACGUGGCUGUGGACUUCACCUGGCAGGAGUGGCAGGAGCUGGAUGCUGCUCAGAGGACCCUCUACAGAGAUGUGAUGCUGGAGAACUACAGUAGCCUGGUGUCCUUGGGACAUUGCGUGACUAAACCUGAGUUGAUCUUCAGGUUGGAGCAUGGAUUUGGGCCAUGGAGCAUACGCGAGACCUCACUCUGGACUCUCCCAGGUGUUCUUGAAGUUUAUGCUCCAGAUAAGAGUUGCCUAGAAAAUCUCGAGAGUCGUAUGUGGCCGGUAGGAAGCAUCAGCAGGAAUCUGUCAAAUAGAGAGAUGCUUGAAGCAGAAAUGAAGGUUCAGCUGGAACUCCAUCAAGGUAUAAAACCCUAUGAAGAGCCUUCAUCCAGUAACAGAUGGAAGCAGAUGCAGAGAUCCACAGCCAAGCACUGGGCUGAGCUCUGGGAGUCCAGUUGGAGAGAGAAAGCAAGAGGCUAUGAAUUUGUUCCAGAGUAAGAUACAUCAGGUUUGACCAGCCAAGACCACCUGAAAGGUCUCAGAUGACACCAUAGCCCAGAUGAUCCAACAUCCAGAACCGUUUCAAGACAACUGGCUCAGAUGAUACAGCCUCACGGACUACUCCAUGAUCCUAAAAUUUUCUUUGUUUCCCCAGAAGAUACAGCACCCCCCUCCAGCAGGAAGUAGUAAGAGAAGCUACGCCCAUAUUCCCAAAUAUACCAAGCUGACUUUGGAGAUGUGUAAAGGUUAAAACCUUCCUUUUUAAGAAAAAAAAAGGGGAAGUGCUGUGAGAUGGUCUGUAUGUCAAAUGUGUUGCUGAUUGGUCAAUGAAUAAAUCACUGAUUGGCAGUGGCCAGGCAGGAAGUAUAGGCGGGACUAACAGAGAGGAGAAUGGAGAGAACAGGAAGCUGGAGGGGGGAGACACUGCCAGACGCCAUCAGGACAAGGAAGAUGUAAAGUACCGGUAAGCCACAAGCCACAUGGCAAGGUAUAGAUUAAUAGAAAUGGAUUAAUUUAAGCUGUAAGAACAGUUAGCAAGAAGCCUGCCACGGCCAUACAGUUUGAAACCAAUAUAAGUCUCUGUGUUUACUUGAUUGGGUUUGAGCGGCUUGGGACUGGCGGGUGAGAGAUUUGUCCUGAUUGUGGGCCAGGCAGGAAAACUUUAGCAACAAGAUUUCAUGUUAUAUCCAUCAGAAUGGCUAAGACCAAUAAAACAGCUGACAGCUGAGGCUACUGAGGAUGUGAAGUCAUCCACUGUUGGAGGGAGUACACACUUAUAUAGCCACUAUAGAAAGCAGUGAGAUGGUUCCUCAGGAAGAUGGGAAUCAGUGUACCUCAACAUCCAGAUCUGCCAUUCUUUGGCAUACGUCUAAAGGAUGCUCCAUCCUACUACAAGUACACUUGCUCAACUUUGUCCAUUGCUGCUCAAUUCAUAAUAGCCAGAAAUUGGAAACAACCUAGAUGUCCAUCAGCAGAAGAAUGGAUAAAGAGAAUGUGGUACAUUUAUGCAAUGGAAUAUUACUCUGUCAUUACAAAAUGAAAUUCACUAGGGAAAAUCAUCCUGAGUGAAGUAACCCAGACCAAGAAAGACAAAUACGGUAUUGUUAUUGCUUACAUGUGGAUAUUAGCUCUUAAUUCAAUGAUAAGCAAGCUACAAUUCAUAGAACCACAGAAGUUAGGUAGAGAGUAAGGACAAGUGGGGACAUAUAGUUCUUCUUAGGAGAGAGAAAUGAAAUAGUUAUGGAUGGAUGAUGCAAGGAGACUGGAAUGUGAGGAUCAAAUGGCAGGUAGAAGGGAGGAGGGGAGCAUGGGAGGAAAUAUGAGGAAAGACUGCUAAAAUUAAGGGACAUUUGAGGGGUAGUAUGGAAACCUAGUAUAGUAGAAGCUUCCUAAAAUAUAUACAUAUAUGGUGGUCAUCUAAAUGAAAUUGCCAAAUAGUGGAAGAGGUCACUCUUCUUGUCACAUAUGUAUCUUCCAUUACAGGAUGAAUUACAUUUAAUUGAAUUGUUGGCCAAAGGGGUUUUAUGGGAAUCCCCAAACAACCGACAUUUUUGUCAAGUCUGUAUGUGUUCUGCACAAACUGAUAACAAGGUUCUAGUUCUGAAGACCACACCAACACAAUUCAUUGAACAUAGAGAAGUGGAGCUUGUGCUACUUAAAGCCUUUAUCCCUAGAUGCUGAGUCUUUGUUACAGGAAGGUACUCUACAUUCUACUAAAGGAGAAGCAUAUACACCAACCCAGCUACAAUCUUUUUGCUCUGCAAUAGUGUCCUACCUUCAAGAUAUGUCAGUGCAAUAAUGGCACAAAGCUUGGAAUAGUAGUCAACCAGUAUCUGACUUAUCUUAAGGCCCACUCCAUAAGAUGGAACCUAUACCCAGCACUAUUCUGGUAACCAAGAACCUGAGAUAAAUUGCCCAGAGACCUAGGGUAAAACCAAAUAAUAAUGUUCUAAAAACAAAACAGACAGAUAAACCCCACAAAGGCCAAAAAACAAUGUACCAAUAAAAUGACUCCUAAUGACAUUCUGUUGUACUCAUAGAUGAGUACCUCGCUUAGCCCUCAUCAGAGAAGCUUCCUCUUGCAACAGAUAGGAACAAAUAUAGAGACCCACAGCCAGACAAUCAUCAGUGUGAGAGAUGUUUGCAACACUCAGCCUUAAACAGGAUGUCUCUAUCAAAUCCCUCCAUUCAGGUCUAAGGGAACUCAAUGGGAGAGGAGAUGGAAGAGUAUAAAAGCCAGAGUUGAUGGAGGACAUCAAGGAAACAAGGCUGUGUACAUUAACAGGAUAAAUGACUCUAUGGACUCACAGACACUGAGGCAGCAAGAACAUGGGUCUAUGCCAGAAGGGGUCCUAGAGCUAAAAGAAGAAGAGAACACAUGCUCCCUGACCCAGUAGCUAUCUCCAAUUGACAACCACUUGCAAAUGAAAACCUAGUUUUCUCCAAAGGAGUCUCAUUGGGGAAACAAACUACUUUUAAGGGUAAUCUGCCUAUCUAGAAGCAGGUGGCCAACAGAAAAUGAACCCAACAGCAUGUUUGGAGGUUCCUUGUCUCAUACUGUUGUGUCUGGACUUUUUGUUUAUCUUAUUUUUUUAAGUUUUAUUUUCAUAAUUUAAUUUUAUUUUAUAUAUUUUUACUUUUUUCCUCUCUUUUUACCCUACAGGCAUUUUGCAUAUAUAUCAUGACCUCUAAUUUAAUGUUCACAUAGAAUUCCUGAGUGAGUGAAUGAGUAAGUCUCUUGUGCCUACUCCUUGUGACCUCUCUUGGACUCUUUUCCCUCUGUUUGUUUUGUUUUGUCCUAUUUCAAUGUUUCAGUUUUUUAUAUUAUAUUAUGAUAUUAUUAUUCCUUGGAAGCCUCUUUGUUUACUAAUGAGAGACAGAAAGGGUGUGGAUCAAAUGGAAGGAGAGAUAGAAGGAACUACAAGAAGUAUAGAGAGAGGAAACCAUAAUCAGGUAUUAGAAAAAACUAUUUUUAAUAAAAGGAAAAUAAUAAUAUAUGAAUAUGCAGCAAGAAAACACAAAGAGUUGAAUAAAAUGUCAAUUCAAGAUAUGAUAUGAAAAUAAAAUUCAACAAAGAGAUGGUAUUUCUGAAAAAGAAAAACUCAAACUUAAAUGAUGCUUGAAAUGCAGAACUCAGUAAACCAAAUAACAACCCCAUCAGAUAGCCUCAGCAAUAGAAUGAACCGUGCAGGAAAUGCAAAAUUGGGGCCAGAGAAAAGGUAGAGGAAUUGAAUUCCAAGUAAAGAACAAUUUUACAUUUAUGAAAAUCCACAAAGAGAAUAUGGGUAAGUUUUGGACACCACAAAAGUCCCAUCUUUUGAUUAUGGGUAUAGAAGAAGAACAUCAUAGCAAAUGUGUAGAAAAUGUCUUCAUUAAGACCAUAGAAGGGAAUUUCCCAAACCUAGAAAAAAAGAUGUCGUAUCGGUUACAAGCCUACAAUAUCACAAAUAAAUAGAUGCAGAAAAGAACCUCCUCUGUGACAUAUUAUAGUUAAAGCACUAAAAUCACAGAAUAAACAAAGGCUGUCAAAACCAUAAAAGAGACAAGUCAAGACACUUAUGAAGGCAGGCCCAUCUAAUAACACCUAAUUACUGAAAAAAAUCUUUUAAAGCCAGAAAAGCUUAGAAGUAUGUAUAACAAGUUCUGGAUGAUCACAACUGCCAACUCAAAUUGUUAUACAAAGAAAAGAACUAUACACUAAAAUUGAAGAAGAGAUACAAAGAAAAACUUUCUUUGACAAAAACAGAUUAAAAGAAUGUGUAUCAACUAAAGCAGCUCUACAGAGGAUACUGGAAGGAAUACCUCCAUCUGAAAACAGGGAUAAACACCUGAAAGGUUACAGGACAAUUCUAAAACAGUUUGUCAAGAGAAGUCCAUGAAAGCAACACAAAGCAACAAAAUGAUAUAAACUAAUGAGCCCUGUUUGAUAAUAAUUCUUUAAUGAUCUCAAUUUCCAAUGAAGAGACACUGACUAGCAGUUAUCUUUAGAACAGAACCCAUCUUUUUGCUGCUUAUAAAAGACAUACCUCACUAUCAACACUGAACACUGCUUUGGGGUUAAAGGACAGAAAAUGGUGUUUCAAAUGAAUGGAAGUAGGAAACAAGGGCGAGUAGCUGUUCUAAUAUCUGUCAAAAGAAACUUCAAAUAGAACUAGUCAGAAGAAAUAAGGAAGGUCACUUCAUAUUCAUUAAAGGAAGAACUCACCAAGAGGAGAUACAAUUCUAAACACAUAUAUACAAGAAACAAUGUUGGCACCAAAACCUCAGAAUAAGCCCACACAAUGAGAGUAGCUAACCAAAACAUAGCCAACACCAAAAGAGUUGACAGGAAGAAAUCAUCAAAAUCCAGGCUGAAAUGAGUGAAAUGGAAAGGAAAAAAAAUCAACACAAGGAAUCAAUGAAGUGGGUUGGUUCUUUGAAAAGAUUAACAAGAUUCACAAACUUUUAGGGAAAUUAACUAAAAGAAAGCUAUAAGAGGCCCAGACUAAUAAAAUGUGAGAUGAAAAGGGAGAUUUUGCAAUACUUGAUCCUAAUUUAUGUGUAGGAGAACACCAUAUGCUUCAGUGCCACACCUGUGGUGAUUAUAUCUUCCAUCAUUCCUGUCACAUAAAAGAUUAAUGAGGAAAAAGUUUUUUAUUCUGUAAAAAAAAAACAAAAUCAAACUCAUGAGUUAAAACAAUGUUUUUAUCAUUUUGUCUUCAAAUUAAAAUUACAGUGCCAGAAAUUAGCCAACUAAACUCACAGUGCCUUUCAAUAAUUUUGCAGUAUGAUCAAGUAUGAUUUAUUUACAAAGGGCAUGGUGAUCCAUAUAGAAAUCCAAGUACAUGCUAAACCAUCAGUUGAAAGUAGGAACUGCAUGAUCAUUUCCGUGGGUGCAGAAAUGGUGUUUGAUAAUAUACAAUCUUCCUUUGUGAUGAAAAUCUCAAAAAGAUCAUAAUAGAACAAAUGUACAUCAUCAUGACAAAGACUAUACAAUGAUUCACUGAAAUCUAAUAUCAUAUCCAAUAGAGGGAAUCUGAAGGCAUUUUUUUUCUGAGAUUUGUACCAUGACAGUAUGCUCACUCUCACCAUUAACAAUAUACCAUGAUCCCUGAAGCUGUAUACAGAGCAAAUAAACAAAUGAAAUAACAAUACACAAAUUAGAAAGAAAAAAAGCCAAUUUACUCCCUUUGCUGGAAACCUCAUAGAGAUGAAACAAAAGACUUUCCCAGAAAAAAAAAACAUUAGAAUUGCUAAAGCAGUUAAAUAGUAGGGUACAAUACAAUGACAGAGAAAUAAGUAUCAUAUCGAUAUACAGCUAGUAAAAUAACUGAAAAAAGAAAUUGAGAAAUUAAUACCAUUUUAUAAUAGCUACCUGAAACUACUAUUGUAAACCUCUAUACUCUAAGCCAAACUGUCCCAUCUUCAUGAAAUCAGCCAUGCCUACUUGCAAGAGACCAUCAUGAUUAGGCCUAUGGACUGCUGAUAUUCUCUCCAAGAAGGAAGUGGCAAGGAGGGUCACUAGAACCUUGCCUUAAUACCAGGCCACUUUUCCUAGCCAUAUCUAUGGAAUUCUGCCAUAAAUAUAUGUGGUCUUGGGGUCUUGGGGAUUGGCUUGAGUAUAAAGGAUGGGAGAAGUUAACUGAGGGGGAUCUCUCCAUUUGUCCGGCACAAGAGAGCCAUCAUCCAUGUUGCAUACACACUUACACAGCAACUGUUUUAGAGCCACCCACACUCUUGCCCAUAACUUCUUACAUGCUCUGUAAGUUAGCCUCUAAUAACCUCAUUGUUUUUUUAGAGUGAACUUUGGUGGAAUUCAACUUCAGUUUGUUCUUGGCAUCUUAGGGGGUAGUUAGUAUUAUUUGGCAUCACCCACCUCCUCAAAGGAAAAAAAAAUCUUACAAAAACUGCCUAGAAUUAAAUUUGGUCAAGAAACAGAAUUAUCUCUACAAUGAAACCAUAGAACAUCAAUUAAAGAAACUAAUGAAGUAGAAGGAAUACAAGCAUCUCCCAUGAUAUUAGGUUAGAAGCACUGAUAUUGUCAAUGUUCACACCUCGCAAAAAUGUCUUCAGAGUCAUUUCAGUUUUCAUCAAAAUACCAAAUCUAUGGUUCACUGAAAUAAAGAUGGCAACAUUACAAUUCAUAUAAAGUGUCAAAAGACACCACAAAACCUAGACAACUGUGAAUCUUAAAUAUAAAGCUAGGCACAACAAAACAUCUGAAUUUUAAAUUAUCACAAAGCUAUAGUAUCAAACACAGUGCAGUACUGUCAAAAACACAGACUCAAAGACUUCUGGGUAAGAUGGAGGAUUCAAAACCAAGACAGAAUUUGUUGAUCGAUUCAGAAAAUGCCUCCAUCAGAUUGACCUGUAGACAAGUAUGCAGGACAUAUUUGUGAUUAAUGACAAAUGAAGGAAGGGCCAGCUCACUGUGGGGAUACCACCCCUGGGCAAGUGGUCCUGGGUUAAAGCAAACUGAGAAAACUAUAGGAGAAAGCCAGUAAGUGGCCUCCUUCAUGGUCUCUGCUUCAGUUCCUGCCUCCAGAUUCUUACUGCCCUGACUUCCCUCUGAUGGACUGUGAUUUGGAAAUAUAAAAUGAAACAAACCUUUCUUCCCAAAGUUACUGUUGGUCAAGGUGUUCAUCACUACAACAGAAAGCAAAUUAGAACAUCUGGUAUAUAUAGACAGUAGAAUACUCCUUGGAUUUAAAGAAACAACAAAAAUCCUUCAUCUGGAGCAGGUGGAUGAAAUUAGAUGACGUUAAGUAAAAGAAGCGAAGCAUAGGAAAAUAGCUACAAGCUCUUAGUCAAAUGUGGAAACUAAUAUUGUUGACUUCAUAUGAGUAAAGGGUAAAAUAGUGGAUGUAGGCUGGGAGCUGCAGGAAAAAAUGGGUACACACAGGGUUUUGUGAUGCAAUGCAACAAUAUAGGUAGAUGAGAUGUGGCAUGUUCAGAGUGGUGUCGUCAUAGACUGACAAUACAAACAGACAAAACUAGUAGAGUGUAAUAGAGUGAUGAUACUACAUUGAUACUAGUAAAAUGAUACUAGUAAAAUUUACUGUGGAUUUCAAAAUAGGUAGAAAACUACUUGAAAUGUUCACAAGAAUAAUAAGUAAAAACUCUGAAAUGAUGGAUGGAUAAAAGAAAUAUAGAUAAUUAUAGUUUGGUCUGUAUUUGUGACUUUGUCUGGAAACAUGUGUUCAUGUUUCCUCAGGAAAAGUUCAGUCAAUGAAUCUGUUGUCAGUGCCCUACCUGAAAUGAACAGAUAGAUGUUUGCUCUCAUCUUUCCAAGAAAAGUUAACACUACAUUCUGAAUGAGUCCAGCUAGACAGAUCACAUAACCUUUUGAGUCCCAUUCACACCAGAUCAGAAAAAAGUCCAUAUCAGUGCAGACCACAAGGAACAGAGUCUAUAAAACCUAGAAAGUAAAGUUCCUGUCCCUCAGGAUAAUGUGAAGACAUGUGUUCAGUCACUGAAUAUUUCCAAAGAUAAGUGCUUUGUGAAAAGGUACAUGAAGCCAAGGAUCAUAUCGAUCAUGCUUUUAUAUUAAGACAUGACAAAUCAGCCCUUUACAGAAGAGGUAAGAAGUUGAAAUUCUGGUGACACUGGGGGCUAUGUCCUCAGCAUGAGUGAAGGCCAUGGGAUCCAAUUAAAAGUAGUUCUUUAGUGUUAGAUUUUGAGCAAAAUUUCAUAGAGGGUGUUGAUAGGGUGUCAGGAGAUAAUAUCACUUGGAGGCAGAUGGUAAAAAACAAUCAACAAGAAAAAAUUCUCUGUGCAUAGAAACAUCCCAUUGGGAAAUGUUGUUCCCAGACAUGAAAUCAUAAGAGAAACAGUGAAAUGUACCUAAUGAGCAGACAUUCAAAGAUGUAAAUAUAUCCCUUUUACAUUUGCUCAGCAUGUGUAACCUCUUUCUGCUCAGAACAUGGCUGUUUGCAUUGGCAUCACCAUUGACUCAGGGAAUGAAGAUUGAUCUAGUCUUACUGUCUCAUUUUAUUAUAUAACUUUUGUCUCCACUGUCAACCAUCUGGAGAAUUUAGAAUUCCACACAGAGACCUCCCAUCUUUAAACCACCCAGGUUAGUGUGGAAACAUGGCUAAUAUGGCAGGAAAAAUCCUGCGACAGGGAAGAAAAAACAUUUCACUACAGUUACCUUAGAACCAAUCCAGAGCAUCUCAGAGAUGCCAGAUGGCUAUGGCUAUUUACUGGCUUGUUUGAUUAACUCAGUUGUAUAUUCGACAUAACAGAAGGGGAAAGGGACACUGAACUCAGUGGGGCAGAGUCUACAUUGAAGAUGAACUGAUGGCGAUGGAAGCCCAAUCAGGAGAGGAGUUGAUAAGCUUCAGAUGGCUGAGUAGUACGUGUGUUAAAAAUUCUGUGGUUAAUUAGGUGGAAAAGAGAAAUUGAGUACUGCAUUCACAGAAUUGUAGAACAAAGUAAAGGGUAUGUCUGCAUUUUGAGCUGGACAACUGCUUAAAGUUACUUUUUAUUAUAUUAUAUUAUAUUAUAUUUAUUAUAUUAUAUUAUGUUUUCUAGUUGCCAUAGCUUCAAUGUAAUCUCCAGUUACGCUUUAUAUACCUUUGGAGUGCUUUUCUUAUUUUGCUGAAAUGUUUCUAUCUUCUUACCUAUGAAUUUCUCACAUUAGUCAAGAUGAUUUUAUCUACCAUGAACAUCUCCUUAUGUUCCCAUCUAAUGUACUGUUUAAUUUGAUAAUGAUGUCACUAUUUCCCAAGUUUUUCUAAGAUGCGAACUAGAGGACCAAUUUUAUGUUCCUUCUGUAAGAUUGCCACUGAUGCCAUUUUUUUUUUACUUAAUCAUUGAAGCUUUUCAACUCCAUUAAGAUACAACAUUGUCAUAUGUUAAAUGUACAUAUACUCUGAGAUCAUUAUGUACUGAACUUCUGCUGUAGACCACACAGUGAGUGGACUAUUGUGCAUUACAUUCUUUAAGUGUAGUUUAUUGUCAAGUAAAUCAGCAAUCUCCACUGGUAGCAUUUGAUUGUUAAUACUAUAGAUGGUCUUUAACCUAAUUACUGAUGCCACAUUGGAUUUUGGUUAAGCCUGUUUUCUAUUGUUGUUUAGAAUUCACUGGAUUUUGCACUUUUCCUUUGACAUUCUUGCUAUGUCCCACGCCCUUUUCUUUCCUUUUAUCCAUGUAAUGCAGAAAUAUUCACACAGCACAGUGAAUCUUCAAAGUAAGCAAAACAGUGGAGUGUCUGCUCAUGCAGAUCUCACUUUAGGAGGUUGAGUCACAGCACAAUGGAAUAAAUGAAGGUACACACAUGCCCUAAGGGUUAGUUGCAAAGAGUUUCAAAGGACAUGUUCUGGGGGCAUCUUUGCAUGUUGGGUGGAUGUUCUGGGGGCAUCUUUGCAGGUUGGGUGGAGCAACAGGGAGAACCACACUAUGCCCUUUGGAUCUGGCCAAACAACUCAAGCUGCACUCACAUUAGGAGAUAAAAACAGAGAUCUGCUGUGCUCUUGUGAAUAAAAAAAAUUACUGAUAGUUCUGUACCUGUUUGUGUGGUUUUGUUCCCCACAGAAUGAGAAAUAAUAAUUGAGUUCCCUAUGGACUCUAAAACAUUGAUCUUAAAAGCAGAGAAUAGAAUAUAGUUUAACAGAAACAGAGUUGUGGAAUAAGACUGGGAAAAGGUUGAUCAAUGGCAUCAUAGGGAUAUGCAUUUUGGUGUUCUUUUGCCCAGUAGAGAGACAAGAGUUAAAAAAUAAUAAGUUAAAUUGCAUGUGAAGGACCCUCACAAUAUCAAUGUCAGGCAAAACCCAGCACACAAAAUCCCACCCCAAGCUGAGGAGCUAGUGGCAAUUGAUGGCUGCUAGAGGAGGAAGAGUCAGUCUUCUCUGAGGAUCCUACCACUUAGAGGUUACCAGUGAUGCAUUAGAUGGUCCCACACCCAUACAUAUACUUACAGCACUAAGUGGAGUUGAUGGGUUUCAAAAACAGAGCACAUUAAGUUUGGAGGGAGAAGUGAGGUUAGGGAGAAGAGAAGAGAAUGAGGGUGGAUUUGACCAAAAGAAAUUAUAUACAUAAAUGAAAUUCUCAAACAACAAAAUAUCCUGUACACUAUAUUUCAAAAUACCUUCAAUAACAUUGCAUAGUCUUAGUAUAAUUAAGCAAUAUGUAGUUGAGAUGAUUAGUACACUCAUUAGCUUGUUUUGAUUGCUACACUCACAUGCAUGCAUGUAUUAUAUCUUCAUACUGUAAUCCAGAAGAGCAUGCCAUUACUAUGCUCCAAUAAAAUUACAACACAAUAUAAAUUCCAGUUAGUCAAAUUUAUAUAGAAACUGUAGAAAAAAAGCACACUUAAAAUAUUCAGUAUAAAACCCUCCAAAAUUCUGUAGUUAUUUGUAUAUUUCUUUUCAAAAACUUUAUUUUAAUUUAUUUUAUUUAAAUUUUCUUCGUACAAUCUAUUUUCCUCAUGUUUUUCCCAGCCUCCAUAUUUUUUUUGUGGAGGGAGGUUGUUUAAUUUUAUUUUGUUUGGGCAUGUUUUAUCUUGUUAGAUUUUUGUUUGUUUUAUUCUUGCCUUUGUAUUUUUACCCAAAUGCAAGUUCAGCUAUUAUGGCAUCACUCUAAAAGAUAUUUUUACUUCUAUAUUGUAAAUAUUUUAUUUUUGACAUUUUACUGUUUUUUUAAUCCUAUAGGAGAUAGGCUUUUAGUUGAAGUGCUGAUGAAAUAGAACUUUCCUUCAUUAUAAAGUCUCCAGAAACACAUGACCAUAUAGGAACCCUUCCCCUGCUGCUCCACCCCACCCCACUCCCCACAUAAGGAUAUCUAGCUUGUCUUAUCUAUGUCUUUGUCUCUCAUGCUCUCUCUUUCUCUCUCACUCCAUUACAAACUUUUUUUAUUUGAAGUACCAGCUUUCUAUCUUUUUGAAGACUAGUGUGCCCUUUGCCAUCCUUCAUGUAUCACCUAACAUCCCCAUUUCUAAAUACUAUGCUAUUCCUACACUUACAGGUGCAUAUAUAUAUAUUGCAUAUAUAUAUAUAUAUAUAUAUAUAUAUAUAUAUAUAUAUGUGUGUGUGUGUGUGUGUGUGUGUGUGUGUGUGUGUGUAUAAGCAUAUAUAUGUAUAUAUAAAUGUAUAUGUUAUGGACCAGGAGACACACAUAAGGGAAUUUGGAUCACCUCACUAUGUUGGACUUCCCAAGCUUAUCAAUUUCCUUGCAAGAAACACAUUUUGAUUCCAGUGGCUUGCUAACCAUAUUUUCUUUCUAAUCAUGUGACAUGGGUUAGGAGGUCAUGGUUUUAAUGUGGUCCUCCUGGACCACAGCAUGAUACAGAGGUAGACCGUUAAACUAAUGCAUCACAACAACAAAUAGAUGCUUUUCAAUUUACAAGAAUGUAGUGUUACUUUUAGUACAUUGACAGGAUAUAGACUAACAUAGAAAACAAACCUCUUGGCAUGUAAGUGAGGGGGAUUUCUAGAUUGGGUUAACUGAAGUGGACAGGCUUUCCUUAAAUGUAAGUGGCACCGCCUGUGUGAAUUCUGCAUAAAAAGGAAGAAAAUGAUCUGAGCACCAGUAUUCAUCUCUAUCUGCUUCCUGAUCAUGGAUGCACUAUGACCAGGCAUCUUGUGAUUCUGCCUGCCUCCCUUUCUCAGCCAUGAUGUGCCCUCAAACCAUGAGCAAAUAACCUUUCCCUAAGUUAAUAUCUUCAGAUAUUUUAUCAUGGCAAUGGGAAGAUAACAAAUACACAGAAAAUUUUGCAGCCAAGUUAAAAUUAAUGCAAUGACAUACGACAGUAGAAAUGUCAUUGUGUCUUGCUAUUUCAACAGCAAUAAAGCUGCUUCAUCCUGCAGUAUAUUUUUUUGUUCAUUCUCCUAGUCACACUACCUUUAGGUUAGACUUACACAUUAAAACAAACACCUUCCUCAGAGCAUUUCACUGGCUGUUCCUUCUGCAAGGCACAUACUCCAUUAGGUAACAUAGCUCCCUAUUAUCUUUCUAGGGGUCUCUUUUCUCUUGUCUUUUUUUUUUCACCCACAUGCUCAGUACAAAAUAAAUCUCCCUAUAUACCAUCUCCUAUGUAGCUUUGUUUCCUUUCAUAGUAACUGUCACCAACUUACAUCUUUCUUACACUAUCACUUUAAGUAUUUAUUUGUUUUUAUUUGUUUGUGUUAUUUCAUCCUCAUGUGAUUUGAGAAACAUUUGUAUUCUGCACUGACCAAUUCUUUCCUGAGAAUUGGCUCCUAUACUAUCAUAACUAAUUUAUAUUCCCAAAUGUAUUCAAAAGAGAUAGUUAGCAUUUAAAAUUCAUGACCAUUCAAAACUCAGCCAGGAAAAGGCAGAGUGUGGUAUGAAGUUUUUAAAUCAGAUGUGAGAUGUUGCAAACUAUUGCAGAUCCUAUUCAUAUCUAAAGUCUGCAAUUCAAGUCUUGGAUACAGGUUUCUCUAAGGUUUCACAAUUGUGUCAUGUAUUUUCAUGCCCUCUCUCUUUUCCUUAGUUACAUCCACU